This is a messenger RNA of Hypoxylon trugodes, 2962 nucleotides long. Its product is annotated as Sec1-like protein. Gene Ontology annotation, biological process: intracellular protein transport; endoplasmic reticulum to Golgi vesicle-mediated transport. Gene Ontology annotation, cellular component: Golgi membrane; cytosol. Bases 552 to 2699 code for a protein of 715 amino acids. The record is from RefSeq and is a predicted model, not a curated record. Gene Ontology annotation, molecular function: syntaxin binding. NCBI's taxonomy places the organism in Eukaryota, Fungi, Ascomycota, Sordariomycetes, Xylariales, Hypoxylaceae. The transcript is spliced from 6 exons.
AAUAGACUCAUCGAAUACAUGUAUAUCGUCAUCCAUUCAGAUUAAAAAUGAAAUUAAAUGGAGUGGUCAAAGCGUCAUUGAAGGAACAGAAAGGGUACUCAGGUACCGUACCUAAGUACUUCGUAGCUUCCGAUUCGCACGUGCGAGGCUACAUCAUUUCGAAAUUCGUGUCAUUUGCUGGAGCUACCUUGAUGUACCCAGGUACCUCCAAUCUACAUACAAUUCCAUACAACUUCGCGAUAUCAACCCAUCCACCAUUAUCCCUGACGAAAUGCAAUUCUCACGAGAAUAUAACGAUUUCAUUUGCCACAAUUAAUGCUAUACUUUUGAAGAUUUACCUUUCAAACAUUAACAUCUCACCACCCUCACCGCCGCUCGCUUCCAUUCCCUGGCCUCCCACAUUAUUCAAAUCACACCCAUCAUUAUACAUGUAUGACUUCGACAAGCAUUGCAUGCUCGAUUGCACCUGCACAAGCAUCAAUUAUAGCUAUUAGCGAGGGCGAAGAAAUAGAGUAAAAGCUCCACCAGAAGUUUGCGCCAUACUUGUCCUCAUGGCUGGAGCCAAGGGAAACUCACUACGAGAUCGCCAAAUUGCAUCUCUUAAAAAGAUACUCAACUUAAACGAGACCCUCGACCAAAAAGACGAAGAUGAAUCCCACGCGAACGGGCUAGCUCCAGCUGGCCCUAUCUUAACUGCCAAUGGUGAGCCCAUAUGGAAAGUCCUCGUGUUCGACGACCUCGGAAGAGAUGUGAUAAGCAGCGUGUUGAGAGUGAAUGACUUGCGAUCCAUGGGUGUCACUAUGCACAUGCACCUUUCCGCAUCUCGGCAUCCCAUUCCCGACGUCCCCGCAAUAUACCUCGUCGAACCCAGUCCGAAGAAUCUGGAAGGUAUAACAAGUGAUCUACAGAAAGGCCUAUACUCCCCUGCCUAUAUCAACUUUCUCUCCUCCAUACCACGUCCUCUUCUCGAAGAUUUCGCGUCCCAAACUGCGGCGGCUGGCACGGCAGAACAUAUCGCCCAGCUAUUCGAUCAAUAUCUUAACUUCAUAGUCGCUGAGCCGGAUCUAUUCAGUUUGGGAAUGAAGAAAGAGCAUACAUAUUGGGCGCUAAAUAGUGCGAAGACGAAGGAUGAGGAGUUAGAUCACGUUGUUGACAGAAUAGUCAGCGGUUUAUUCAGCGUUGCUGUAACAAUGGGUGUCAUCCCAAUUAUACGAUGCCCAAAAGGGGCUGCCGCCGAAAUGAUCGCCGGCAAACUUGAUCGAAAACUUCGAGACCACAUCCUUAACUCUAAAGACAACCUUUUCUCUUCCAACACACGACCUGCCUCAUCCGCAGGUACGCCCGCCUCUCGCCCCGUCCUCGUUAUUCUUGACCGAAAUGUCGACCUGAACCCCAUGCUCUCGCACUCUUGGACUUACCAAUCUCUCGUACAUGAUGUUCUCAACAUGAAGCUCAACAGGAUUACUAUUGAAACACCCGUGGACGAGGAGAACCCCGCGAAGGGUGUAACGAAAAAGGCAUACGAUCUCAAUUCCACAGAUUUUUUCUGGGAGAAAAAUUCCGGUGUUCCUUUUCCUCAAGUCGCGGAAGAUAUUGACGCGGAGUUAAUGCGAUAUAAGGAGGAUGCUCAAGAAAUAACUAAGAAAACGGGUGCGUCAUCAAUAGAAGACCUACAAAACGAUACAAGCGCUAGCGCACAACAUCUCAAAGCUGCUAUCACGUUAUUACCGGAAUUGAGAGAACGAAAGGCCGUAUUAGAUAUGCACAUGAAUAUCCUCGCUUCCCUAUUGAAGGGCAUUAAGGAUCGUCAACUAGACAAUUAUUUCCAAAUGGAGGAGAACGUGAUGAAGCAAACAAAAGGUCAAAUCCUUGAAGUGGUCAAGGACGACGCUAAGGGCAAGGAUCCUUUAGACAAGCUCCGCUUGUUCAUAAUAUGGUUCUUGAGUACGGAACAGGAAGUCAGUCGAGCGGAUUGGACCCAAUUCGAGGAAGCUCUGACGGCGGUUGGGGUGGAUACUACUUGUCUCGCCUACAUACGACAAGUUCGCGCCACGACAAAAAUGACACAAUUAACUACUAUCGGGCCAUCCCAGCUUAACUCCUCGCAAUCUGGCUCAACCGACUUACUCGGUCGCUUUUCCUCCCUGUCCAGUAGACUAACGGAUCGCUUAAAGGAGACGGGUGUCGGGGUACCAACUAAUCUUGCGUCUAACUUCGAUAACCUAAUAGGCGGUAUUAAGAACUUCCUCCCCGCAAACCGCGACUUCACAAUCACCAAGAUUGUUGAAUCUAUUAUGGACCCACAGGCCGCCUCCACGUCUGCCAUCGCUAAAACGGAGAAUUAUCUGUACUUCGACCCACGAAGCGCUAACGCGCGGGGUACCAUGCCGCCGCCGAGCGCAAUGCGCGCUGGUGGUGCGGGUAACACGCCGGGAGCACUACCUGGUGGCCCCGGAGUCCAAGGACCGGGGACAGGCGCAAGUUUCGGACAGAGGAGACAAGGGUUCACUGAAGCUGUCGUGUUCACAGUGGGAGGCGGUAGUAUGGAUGAGUACGGCAAUCUACAAGAGUGGGUACAUCGAACAGGCGAAGGGGGCGGACGUCCUAAAAAGAGAGUCGUGUACGGCAGCACGGAGUUGCUGAAUGCACGAGAGUUCAUUACAGAGGAAUUGGAGAGGUUGGGGCGGGAGGUGCCCUAGACUCCGGCGCCGUAGAGGGGAAGAUGUGAAGCUAAAAGAUAAGAAAGAAAAGGGGUAAUAUACAGGUAUCGAUGUGCCUAAUAUUAAGAAAGAAAGGGGUAGAUGUAGAUCUAUAACUCCGGGAAAUGAAAAGAAUUGUGCCUCUAUUUCGACUAUUGUCAAUAUGGCGACGAUUUUCUGUGAUUUGAAUUGUUUGGUGAAAAUGUAUAUCGUCAUUCCGACAUAGAUAAAAAUAAUUGAGACUCCGAGUCAGGCAAUCUGCC